Molecule: messenger RNA, 1003 nt
Organism: Phyllostomus discolor (pale spear-nosed bat)
Lineage: Eukaryota; Metazoa; Chordata; Mammalia; Chiroptera; Phyllostomidae
Gene: HMGN3
Product: high mobility group nucleosomal binding domain 3
Exons: 7
Coding region: 167-541 (124 amino acids)
Biological process (GO): chromatin organization
Cellular component (GO): nucleus; chromatin
Molecular function (GO): nucleosomal DNA binding
Source: RefSeq, a predicted model, not a curated record
GAGCGGGGAGGCGAGAGAGUAGAGGGCCCCUGGAGGGAACAGCCGAGGUGCGGGUCCGAGAAGCCGUACCCCGUGCGGGAGCAGCUACAGCGGCGGCAACAUCCAACGGCGGUACCAGCAGUUCCAACCCGUUGCUUUACUUUUUAGCUGCACGAACAUAAUCACUAUGCCGAAGAGAAAGUCUCCAGAGAAUACAGAGGGCAAGGAUGUAUCCAAAGUAACUAAACAGGAGCCCCCAAGACGGUCUGCCAGAUUGUCAGCGAAACCUGCUCCACCGAAACCUGAACCUAAACCAAGAAAAACAUCUGCUAAGAAAGAACCUGGAACAAAGAUUAACAAAGGUGCUAAAGUGAAGAAGGAGGAGAAGCAGGAAGCUGGAAAGGAAGGUAUUGCACCAUCUGAAAAUGGUGAAACUAAAGUUGAAGAGAUCUACAUCUCUCGCUCAACUGUUAGUGUCUCAACCUCCAGAGGUACCCCACCCAGCACACUGUCAGUAAAAGGGCAGAUUGAAACAGUGAGAGUUAAGGGCACAGAAAACUGAAUCUGUAGAUAACGAGGGAGAGUGAAUUGUCAUGACAAAUUGGGGUUGAUUUUAUGUACCUCUUGGGACAACUUUUAAAAGCUAUUUUUACCAAGUAUUUUGUAAAUGCUAAUUUUUUAGAACUCUACUAGUUGGCAUACAAAACUAUAUAAGAAUGGACAUUUUACCUUCUCAUAAUUAAAUCUUUUUGGAAAUUUCCAUCAUCCUCAAGUAAAAUAAAUUUACUAUUGGAAGCUGUGUGUAAAAUUGAUUCAGCAUUCCAUGCAUUUGCUUUAAAAUUUUAGUCCUGUGCAUACUGUGGUGUUUUUACUGUGCAUAUUUGAAUUUUUCAUGCAAUUUUCUAGAGCAAUAAUCAGUGGUGCUUUUGUACCUAGGUUUAUGUGAUUUUAAUGAAACAUGGAUAGUUGUGGCCACCUGCUGACUAUUUGUGGUUUAAAAUAAAAGGUUUUCUUGCUUGCAGAA